CUGUCAUGGCGUCGCACAUGUAAACAAAACUUGAAACUGUAAACGUCAAUUUUGAAGAAAAUUUGAAAUCAAUUGAUAUAUACUUUUUCUAGAAAAUAGCAACAAUAGGGAACAAUAGUAAUAGAGGAAAUUUUGUCAUGAUUGUUGACAGAGUUGACAGUAAAAGUUGAUAGAAAUAUAUCAAAUUCUAAUUAACAAUGACUUCGUUUGUUGCCGAUGUUCUGCUUACAGCAGGUAAUUUGGAGAAAAUUGAGUUAACGGAAAAAAUCACUGAAAUAGAGAAAAAAAUAACAAAACUCAAAGAUGAAGUUAAAGAAUUUAUGGAUGACAAUUACGUCGAAUUUGUGCCAAGAUUGAAAAAAGAUAAGGCAAUGGUUCGAGAUGCAGAGAAACUUAUUGAUGAAAUGAAAAUUUUGGAGAAACGUGUCGAUGAGCAGAUGAAACUUGAAUUAUCUGGUUCGAAAAAAGAAUUACAAGAUCUCUCGGAUGCACUUCAUGAAUCACACACAAGUCUUCAGGUGUCCAGUUGUCUUUUAAAACUAAACGACUGCAUAAAAUCUGUCGAAAAAUUGCAACAAGAAAGAAGAUACAUUGAGACAGCAAAAACUUUACAUCAAAUGCACAUUUAUCUCAGUGAUUCGAGUGUGAAUUUGCAAAAUCUCGACAUUUAUACAAAUUUAGAGAAUGAAUAUGUCACACUUUAUAGUGCUUUUGUAACUGAAAUUACAAUGAAAUGUCAGGAAUUUAUCUCAUGGAGGGAGGAAAUGCAAAAAAAUGAAUUAACAGUAACGCUUACUGUUGAAAAUGAAAAUAGAGAGAUUCAAGAUAUUAUUCUUGCCUCAUAUUACAUUGAUUAUUUAUCGCGUUAUUUACACGCAUUUACCACAAAUUUAUUAAAACACUUUAUAAAUCCUAUUAUAUCGCAGAAUUGUUUGGUUUACGUUGUUCAAGAGAAAGCGUUCAAUGUGAGAAUUGUCAACAAAACUGAAACACCGUCCGACUAUAAAAAUGUUUUAUACAAUCUCAGAUUAUUGUUUACAUUUCUCAAUCAGCAUUUGAAUUUUGACGUGGCGGGAAAAUCAUUUUUGGCGAGACUUCGAGUUUAUUUACUUGAUGAUUUUUCUCAAGUUCUCAUUAAAAAUUGUAUUGCAAAUACAAUUCCGAACUCGAGUUCUAAAUUACAUUCUUUUCAUCCGGUUGUUGAGGAUAUCAAUGAAUUUCAGGAUUAUUUGCUUCAAAUUGGAUUUAUUUCUAAGGACCAAUGCUUUCUUUCCGAUUAUACAAAAGACAUAGACACUUUAUUUAUUAAUAAAAUAUGUGAAGGUUUGUUGGUGAGAGCGAGGGACAUAAUGAAAAAAGAUUUACAUGAUUCUAUUCUAAUUGAACCGGAGGAAUUGUCUUGUGAUUUGUCUCAGAAUGAUUUGAAACUAAGUAGAAAAUUAAGUGAACAUACAUUCCAAUUACCUGCUUGUAAAAUAAGCAAGAGCGCACAGGAAAUAUUACAGCUCGGCAGGGAAAUUUUGGAUGAAACGUGUAAAAGUACAGAUGAAUGUGCAAUAAGAUUGUUUUACACGAGUAGAAAUAUUUUCGAAAUGUACGCCGGUUUAAUUCCCGAAUACCAUAAGAAACUCUUGGAAACUGUACCACAGCAAGUUGCACUUUUUCAUAACAAUUGCAUGUAUCUUGCACAUAAACUCCUCACGUUAACAAAUGAAUAUGAAUUCAAAUUGUUGCCGAUUUUAAAGAAACACAAUGUCACUUAUGCCGAUCAAACAUUAAUGCUUCGCAAAGUGGCUUGUGAACAUUUUUUAAAUCACAUGAAAAUUCAACGGGAUAUUAUUUUCGAUAUUCUCAGGAAGUCAGCGUUAGCGACUAUGAAACAAAGUCCGAAUUUAUCACAGGACACUAAACGUGAUGUACAGCAGUGUUUGAGACAAUUGGAUCAUUUAAAAGCAGUCUGGAUUGAUGUUUUACCUGAAAACAAUUAUUGUCGAGCGAUCGGUCACAUUGCAAAUUCAAUGGUCGAAGAUUUAAUAGCUAAAAUAACAGCCGUCGAAGACAUUCCAGCAGAUUUAGCAACUGAUUUGGUGACACUGUUAAAUAAUGUUGUUCAAGAGACACCGACAAUUUUUCCUCAACCGGAAACAGUUCAAAGAUAUAUUCGCACUUGGCGAAAAUUAUUGGAAUUAAUAAUAGUGCUCGGCGCAUCUUUAGCAGAAAUUGAAAAACGUUGGGCAAAUUCACAGGGUCCACUUGCCCAUGAAUUCACCGCCGAUCAAGUGAAACGACUAAUUCGAGCACUUUUCCAAAAUACAGAACGUCGAUCCGCCUUGUUAAUGCGAAUCAAAUAAUCUUUUUCGAUGAUGAUGUUGAUGAUGAAAUAAAAAAUUUGAUUUUUUACCUUUUUUCGAUUUUUUUUAAAACCGAACAUAGAAACGAAAAAAUUAUACUUACUUUUUUCAAUUUUUGACGAUGGAAAAAAAAUUCUCGUUUUCUAAUUUUCUUGAUAUCUUCCGAUUUUUUUCGCUUCUUUUUUUUUUUGUAAAAUUUACUCUUGUAAAAUUUGAUGGUAUUUAAAAAUGUAAUCACAGGUGUGCUUGUAUAGUAUUCGAGGAAAUAUAAAAUUAUUCUUGCAAAUUUUAUAUUUUUAUACGCAUUAACAAAUUUCUCUUAUGAAAAAUGUCAAGAAAGCCAAAUGACAAUGCAAAACAUAAUAAACCGGUAUUCACACCUUGCGAGUAAAGUAUAAUAAAAAAAUUGUUUUUUAAUUAAUUAAAUGAAGAAAUGAAAACAUUUUUCAAAUUCAGAACAAGUAGAGGCGAACAAAUGAAAAAUGUAUUUAAAUACGAAACAUUCGAUUGUUAUAUGUAAUAUAAUUAAUGUUGAUGAUUAGCACAAAGCAUUUUUAAUUUCCUGUAAAAUUGUAACAAAAACAAAAUAUUAAAAUCUCUACAACUGUUGAAGAUAUUUUAUUUCUAUUCUAUUUUUCAAUCUCAAUUUAUAAUUUUUGGAAAAAUUUCCUCAGCAGUUGUGUUUGGAAAAAAAAAACGAGAAACUAAAGAAAAAAAGGUGAAACACUGAGAAAUGAAAAAAUUAAAGGACAAAAAAAAUAAGACGUAGAAAUUGUCUUUAUUUUAAAGAUAUCUUAAAAAUGUGCUUAACAAAUACAAAAUACAGUAUUUCGAGUAUUUAAAUACAAUCUUCUUAUGCAGCACGUAUUUACAUAAUAUAUUUUAAGCAUUUUUUUUAUUCUAGUAUACACUCUCCGAUUCAAUUAAAUGAAUCAUUAAGAAUUCUUAUCUAAACUAAUAACUAAAGAAGAAAAAAAAAGUUCCCACGAUUAAUCGGAGAGUCGCAUUAUUUUUUUUUUCUCAAAUACAUUUUAUCUAAAAAAAAUGUUCAUCCCUGGCAACAGAAACAUUAAUAUAUAUAUACUAUAUAUAAAUAUAAACAAUAUAAAUCAUUACACAAUUAAUCGUAAUCCUAUAGAAUUGAUUACAAAUACAAAAUAAAAUGUACACAUUAUUUUUUUCUCAAAUUAUAACCGCAUGGUGUGAAUUCCGGAAUUUGCCAGGGGAGGGGGAAAGUUCUUUAAAAUAAAAAUUUGAUAAUUGAAAGUAUCUCUCUUAACUACUUUUUCGGGUUUUCUCGCAGGAUCAAUUUUUUUUUUUUUUUUGGAAAUUAAAGUUUUUCUUCGUAGAAUUACGAUUUUAAAUUUCCCAAAAAUUAGAUUUUUAAUUUUUCUCGUUUUUUUUUUU
Leptopilina heterotoma is the source of this 3758-nucleotide messenger RNA. It is a transcript of the gene Zw10, whose product is annotated as centromere/kinetochore protein zw10 homolog. Gene Ontology annotation, cellular component: RZZ complex; nucleus; chromosome, centromeric region. The transcript has 10 exons. Gene Ontology annotation, biological process: endoplasmic reticulum to Golgi vesicle-mediated transport; mitotic spindle assembly checkpoint signaling; mitotic cell cycle. Lineage: Eukaryota; Metazoa; Arthropoda; Insecta; Hymenoptera; Figitidae. The record is from RefSeq and is a predicted model, not a curated record. The coding region runs from base 198 to 2351 and encodes 717 amino acids.